AUGUCAUCGUCAGAAGUGAGAAAUUUGUUGGUAUUAAUACUCGAUAUGACUCCUGCUACUUGGGGACUUUGCACUAAUGACUUUGGAUUGCCAAAUUGCAUUGAGGCAGCUCUUGGAUUUUCCAACAGUCAUCUCAUGCUAUCAUCGUACAACGAACUAGCAGUUAUAGGCGUCACACCUUCCCAUACCAAGUUUAUCUAUCCGAAUAACCUGGGACCUAUCGCUGAAGCCUCAAACGAUGGUCAAAAUGAUGCUCUGAGUUGUAUGAAUAACACUGUGAGGCAGCUUUCUAUGAAUCUGGUGACAUCUUGCUCUUCUUCAAGCACUCAGAUUGUUUUAGCUGGUGCUAUAAUCAAAGCAUUGUGCUACUAUCUCAGACGUUGUCGGGAAUUACAACCUACUACAAGAUAUAUGGAUGAUGGUUCCAUGCCGUCCAUGGAAUUUAGUGAGGGGACUGAGAAAAUUUCCGCCGGAUAG
Molecule: messenger RNA, 477 nt
Organism: Heterobilharzia americana
Lineage: Eukaryota; Metazoa; Platyhelminthes; Trematoda; Strigeidida; Schistosomatidae
Source: the annotation of a GenBank genome assembly